AUGCAGAGUUAUCUGAUAUCUGAUACGAAAGCCACGGUAGCCAUCGUCGAUCGCUAUUCACGUCCAGGAGGCCAUUGGACUAUUGCCUAUCCAUUCGUCACUCUUCAUCAGCCGUCUCUUUGCUACGGCGUCAACUCUCGAAAACUUGGGGACGAGAAACUGGACCGGGUCGGUCUCAACAAGGGCCUCGCUGAGAUGGCAACGGGAGACGAGAUUGUUGCUUACUAUGGCAAAGUCAUGAAUAGCACUCUUCUUCCAUCCGGCCGGGUGACCUAUUAUCCUCUGCACAACUAUACCAGUGACGGACAGUUCCAAUCAGUUGCAACAGGCAAGAUGUUCCAGGUCGGACCAAACACCCGCAUCGUUGACUCCACGUACAUGAAAGUCAGGGUUCCUGCCAUGGGCCCACCUCAAUACGAGGUGGCGGACAAAGUCAGCCUUAUCACGCCAAACGACUUAGCAACUAUUAAACGACCCUAUGGCGCAUACACAAUUGUAGGAGCUGGAAAAACUGCAGCAGAUACAUGCCUAUGGAUGCUAGCACAGGGUAUCGAUCCAAAAGACAUCUCCUGGAUCAUGCCGCGCGACUCCUGGUUCUUGGAACGCUCAAUCGCCCAGCCACCAGAAGCUACCCUAAACCCUGAGCAGCAGAUAGCAGAGAGAAAAGAGGCUACUAUGAAAGCUACGACAUCUGAUGACAUGUUUCACCGCCUGGAGACCUACGGACAUGUGCUGCGUAUCGAUAAGAACGUAGAGCCUACCAUGUUCAGGCACGCGUAUUUAUCGUCAGCAGAAAUGGAUCAGCUGAAGAGGGUGAAGAACAUCAUACGCCAAGGACGGAUGGCGCGCAUUGACCCUGACAAGGUCACUUUGGAACAAGGCGCGUACACACCGGUACCUGACACACUCUUCAUCAACUGCACCGCUCUUGGACUAUCAGACCAGCCAGUCAUUCCCAUCUUCAACGGCAGGUAUAUUACGCUCCAGGUCGUGAAGUUUAACCAGCCUGUGUUCAGUGCUGCUCUUGUUGCACACAUCGAGGCUACGUAUGAUAACGACGACGACAAGAACUACUUCUGUGAGCCUGUCCCGUAUUGUUUCAAGCCGAAGGACUACGUUGCCACCUUUCUGCCUAAUGUAAGGAACAGGAUGAGGUGGACGGAGGUGUCUGAAUUGAAUGCCUGGUGUGAAAAGGCUCGUCUUGACAUGGGCAUCUUGGGUCUGCCACCUAGCAAUCCCGAGACAACCGAGUAUUCCGAUCCCGAGCUUAUGGAUAAGCUGAGAGGUGUUUACGAGAAGUUCAACGAGAUUGCCAAGGCCGAUGCUAUCGCUGUAGCAUAG
This is a messenger RNA of Boeremia exigua, 1341 nucleotides long. Its product is annotated as pyridine nucleotide-disulfide oxidoreductase-domain-containing protein. The record is from RefSeq and is a predicted model, not a curated record. Bases 1 to 1341 code for a protein of 446 amino acids. The transcript has 2 exons. Lineage: Eukaryota; Fungi; Ascomycota; Dothideomycetes; Pleosporales; Didymellaceae.